This is a messenger RNA of Closterium sp. NIES-67, 1934 nucleotides long. NCBI's taxonomy places the organism in Eukaryota, Viridiplantae, Streptophyta, Zygnematophyceae, Desmidiales, Closteriaceae. The record is from the annotation of a GenBank genome assembly.
CCUUCAAAUCAUCCGUGUCUUUAUUGAGUGUACCAGUCAUCCUGUAGGAUCAAAGGUCCUGUAGCCCUAGAUUCUGCCGACCAGCUCUCCGCCAUAGCCGCCGUCGCUGCCGCGCGCACCAUUUUCCGCUCUCCGCCCGCCGUCCCGCAACCAGACCUCGCAGCACCCACAAUCGACCACGCCAUUUCCGAUCCCGUUUCCCGUUUCCGCGGCUAAGGCUUGACUUGUUUCAACAGUGUCUCGCGCACGCGUUUCUUUCUUCGACGAGCUUGCCUCCGCUUAUCCUCGCGCCAGUUUCGCCGUCUUGUAACCACUUGUUCCUGUAACCACCUGUUCCUGUAACCGUCAUGGCGGGCGGCCUGGACGUGCAUAAGAACAAGUACAUCGAGGAUUGGGGCGCGAGGCGCGAGAACCUCGAGAAGAUUUUUCGCUUCAACCGUCGCACGCUCUCCAUCGCGCUGAUCGCUGGCGUCGUCCUUCCCGUCGCCGUUUACCGAGGAACCGUCGCAGAAUUCAGGAAGCAGGAGGAGCUGGAAGGCCGACCUAAGCGCAGCUUCAUGUAGAUUGCAUAUGGAGGGCGAGCCAUAAGAUCGAAAACAACCAUACUAUGUAUCAUGUAGAAUUCUAACCUUGGGCAAUUGGCUUGUCUUAGUUACAUCUCCAGUUUUAUGCUUAGAUAAUGAGCUUACCGGUUUAUUGGUCAUCCUCGCUACAGCCAGGCUGACCCCUGUCGCCACCUCCUCAGCCUGCCGCCCAAACCAGUUCCCUCAUCCCCGCCAACUUAGCUUGUCAGCACUCCCUACUCCACUAUCGCGAUCCGCCCUUACGCCGCGUACGCUGCGCCCACCCGACCAUCACCCGCACCGCUCUCCAAGUGUCCUCGAUAUAGCCGCCUUGGUCCAUCUUCGAUCCAAACCGGCCCAUCGAGUUUCGCGUCGGAGAGAUAUCCGAGGAUCUUACCAAGACUGAACCGCACACACGCCACGCCACGCCGCGCCACGCCACGCCACGCCACGCCACGCCACGCCACGCCACGCCACGACACGCCACCCCACGCCACGCCACGCGUAAGCCUCGUCCAGCAGCGGAUGGCGGCGCGCCUAGUCGCUCGCGUCACGUCGCGGGGAGCAGGAGCGGAUCGACUCGGAGUCUUGGAAUGGCCGCCUUCGCCAACAGCUUUCGCCAACUGCCUUCGCUUACCGCUGCUCGCUGCAACGCACGGCUCCUCUGCCCCUCUCCCCGUUAGCCCAAACAGGCACCUGUCCGGGUCAACCGCCUCUUCAGAGUCAGCUUCCUCCGCGUCUCAAGCCACGGCUGCCAGCCAAGCACAGGACCUAGCCCAGCGUCAGCGGGACUACCUAGCUCAGGUCUCUGCUCUGCGCAAAUCGUACUCUAAAGAGCAGCAGGAGCUGAGGCGAGCAGCGCUGAAGGUGCAGCAGGCACGCAGGGAGGCAGCAGCGAGUGAGAAGGAGUCACAUGCAGAGGAGAAGCGGGCGGCAAGGGAGGCGAGAGCAGCCCGGGCGAGGGAGGAUCAGGAGAGACUGCGAGCCGCUAAGCAAGAGCUCAAGGUGAUGAACGCAGCACGGCUGAAAGAAAGGGAGGAGAAGAUAGCUGCUCAUAAAGAAGCAGACCAAAACGCUCUGCGAAUGGAAAGUUCGAGAUGGAUUAGGGAAGACGAGCUGGAGUGGAGGAUCAUGGAGGCCAUGUCGAAGCCUUACAUCCUGUGAUUUUCAUGAUGGGGUGGGCUAUGAGGUAGUUCAUAUCUUUUAAGGAGAAACACUUCUGAGAGUUCCAUUCUAGUGUUUGUGAGAUUCACAAAUGAGGAUUCUUUGAAUGCUGGCGUUUCGGGUUUACGCCUGGUGGAGCGCUUUUUACCGGGAACUAUUUUCAUGCACUUGGCUGUGAUGUUUCUGCGAGCUUUGGAUCUCAGGCGA